Ctenopharyngodon idella (grass carp) is the source of this 1128-nucleotide messenger RNA. RefSeq names its product cutC copper transporter homolog (E. coli) (gene cutc). NCBI's taxonomy places the organism in Eukaryota, Metazoa, Chordata, Actinopteri, Cypriniformes, Xenocyprididae. The transcript is spliced from 9 exons. Bases 178 to 933 code for a protein of 251 amino acids. The record is from RefSeq and is a predicted model, not a curated record. Gene Ontology annotation, molecular function: copper ion binding.
CCUAGUGUAUUUGUCCACACUCACGAACAGCACAACGCCUGCCGAUAUUCCUCAAACUCUUUGCAAACUAGUUUACGAGUCUCUACAGGACUGAUUGUAUUCAUCUGCAUCUCCACAUGUGAAUCUCGCGAGAGUUUGACAGUGGGAAAUGCUUCCGGCGCUGGACGUUCACGCGAGAUGUCAGACGGUCUCCUGAUGGAGGUAUGUGUGGACUCAGUUGAGUCAGCCAUAAACGCAGAAAGGGGAGGAGCUGGUCGUGUUGAGCUGUGCUGUAACCUGCUGGAGGGAGGGACGACGCCCAGCACAGGUCUGUUGCAGGUGGUCAAAGAGAACGUGCGGAUCCCGGUGUAUGUCAUGAUUCGACCCCGUGGAGGAGACUUCCUGUACUCGGACUGGGAGGUGGAGGUGAUGAAGAGGGAUAUUGAGCAGAUGAAGAGUCACAGAGCGGACGGGCUGGUGUUCGGAGCGCUGACAGAAGACGGACGUGUGGAUACUGAGCUCUGCAUGGAACUUCUGGCGGUUUCUCGACCUUUACCAGUUACGUUUCACAGAGCCUUUGAUAUGGUCCACGAUCCAGUGGUUGCGUUAGAAGCUCUGGUCUCGCUGGGCUUUGAGAGGAUUCUGACCAGUGGUUGUGACAGCUCUGCUCUGGAAGGUUUACCUGUAAUUAAACGACUGGUGGAACAGGCAAAAGGCAGAAUAGCAAUAAUGCCAGGCGGUGGAAUCACCGAAAGAAACCUUCAGAGGAUUCUAGAAGGCUCUGGCUCUCAGGAGUUCCACUGCUCUGCUCGCUCCAGCAAGGACUCCAGCAUGAAGUUUAGGAAUUGUAAUGUCAGUAUGGGAGGCUCUCUGUCUGUCCCAGAAUAUGCAGUAAAAGUGGCUGAUGUGACUAAAGUACGAACACUGAACGCCAUUGCGAGGAACACACUCUAGGAUACAUGGAGAAUCCUGUACAGUGAUACCAGAGGGAAACUCCUGUAAUUCUUCAAUAAGGAUAUUCCUGUGAUGACAGUUUUUGUUGGAACAAAAUGAAAAACUUUAAAAUGUCAAGAUCAGCAGCACUGUGUUUUGUUUAGCUUUUGACAUUGUGAUGAUUUGCAGGCGUGAAAUAAAUCCUCAUACUUUUGA